CACCCCAAAUAAUUUUUAUUUUUUUUUAUAAACAUCUCUACCGCGGCCGCCCCACUUUUUUGGGGUUUUACAUCAUUCCCAAUUUCCCAUGCUACAAGAUGUAACUUUCGAUGAUUAGAACUACCCUCACAAAUGAACGCUCUUUGCACUUCCUCAAUCUUGUGUACCCAAGUUUUUUGGAGCUACAAAAAGCGAGAGGCGGAAUUGAGGCUAACUCGACAAAAUAGAGUUGCACAAGACGAUUCACCCACCCAACGACAAGAACCUUGCCUUCCCUCCAUCUAUCUUCAUUUGUAGUCUUGAUAACACAUGGUUCCAAGUUCCAGAUGUCGUCGGAGAGGCUCCAAGUGGUAAUCCGAGAUAAGUUGUUGGGAAGUAGGCCCACUGGCAUCCAAGAAUCUGUGCAAGCCUUUUGAUAUUCGCAACGUCCCCAACUGGAUACAUAAACUUUUAGCCACAUUCAUUUUGAGCCCGGUGACGCUUUGAAAACAUAUUAGUGCAAGCCAGAAUGCUCAUUACCUCAUCUUCCGUCGCGUCACAAAAUAUAAUGGCAUUGUUUGCAUAAAGGGAAAUGUGUAACUUCUCAUCUUCGGCCUUCUUCAUUCAUGCAUGAACCCUUAAUAAAACCAGCACUGCUUAUCUCUUGAAUCAUGAAAGAAAGAAAGAACGUCCAUAAUCAAAUUGAAGAAGAAAGGCGAAAGUGGAUCGCCCUGCUUCAAGCCUCUUUCCGGCUUCAGGAAUCCUGCAGCUUCCCCAUUGACGAGCACAAAUAAUCUAGAGGAAGAAACGAGCAGUCGGACCCAUCUUUGGAGCUUAGAGUUGAGCCCGAAAGAUUCGAUGAUCUUAAAAAGACAUUCGCAGUUAAUCAUAUCAAAAGCUUUCUUUGUGACCAACUUUAUCACCAGUCCCGGUUUUCAAUUCCUACUUGGGUCUAUCUCCUGAGGUAUAAGUCUGAUGCGGAGAAGUAUAUUUGCCUGUUUUGUGAAAUGGUGCGCACGCAGUUUCAGACACAGGUUCGCUGGAUACAGUCUGAUAAUGGACUGGAGUUCCAAACGAAUUCUCUCAAGGACUACUAUGCCGAUAAUGGGAUUUUGCUUCAAACUUCAUGUGUUAACACUCUGCAGCAGAACGGGGUUGCUGAACGCAAGCACCGUCAUCUUCUGGAAACAGCACGAGCUCUGCGUUUUCACUCGGGCUUACCUGUUCGUUUUUGGGGAGAAUGUGUCUUGACUGCCACCUACCUCAUUAAUCGGUUGCCUUCUUCGGUUUUAGGUAACAUAACUCCUUUUGAGGUUUUACUCGGUCGUCCGCCAACUUAUGAUCAUGUUCGGACUUUUGGCUGCUUGGUCUAUGCCAAGAAUACUCAACAUGGUCUCGAUAAGUUUGCGGAUCGCGGACGUCGUUGUGUUUUUGUUGGCUACCCUCUCGCACAGAAGGGGUAUCGCGUUUAUGAUUUGGAAUCUCGCCGCAUUUAUUCUUCCCGAGACGUUUUCUUUGUGGAGAAUGAGUUUCCGUUCCGGGCUUCCUCGGACGAGGGCAUUUCCUCACCACCUGCCCCUAUUAUCACCCCUCCGGUUUUCUUUGAGGGGGAGCACACACUUGAUCAACUUGCUGCUGAUCGUGAGUUACAUGCGGCUGAUUUGAGUGAUGAACUAGCUGCCACCCAAGAGAGCCAAACCGCCACCCAAGCUGCUCCUAAUGCCCCUUCCCACGUGCAUGGGCAUGUCACAGACUCAUCACCUCCCAUUAUGGAGCAGCCUUCUUCUGGGAAGUCUACCGAAGAGCCUCCCAUACGUCCUCGCCGUGGCUUACGUGAACGCCGCCCUCCUGCGAAGCUGGAUAUCUAUGCCACUGAGCUCCCUGGCGGUAGCUCCCAUGCAGCCGCCACUUAUCCCAUUGCUAACUACGUGAGUUAUGAUCGUUUCACUCCAACUCACAAGGCCUACCUGGCUGCUAUUUCUAAGCUUGAAGAGCCUCGUCAUUUCCGCGACGCUGUCCUUCAUGAAUAUUGGCGCGAGGCCAUGCAAAAAGAGGUAUUGUCUUUGGAAGCAAAUGGUACCUGGACUUUGGAAUAUCUUCCUCCAGGGAAGCGAGCUAUUGACUCAAAAUGGGUGUACAAAAUUAAGUAUCACCCCGAUGGGACUGUUGUACGCUACAAGGCUCGGUUAGUCGCCAAAGGAUUUACUCAACAGGAAGGCAUUGAUUUUCAUGAUACCUUCGCCCCGGUGGCGAAGCUCGUCACUGUCCGCAUUCUCAUAGCUCUUGCCGUACAGCGUGGUUGGGAAAUGCAUCAACUCGAUGUUAAUAACGCUUUUCUACACGGUGAUCUGCAGGAGGAAGUUUAUAUGAAGGUUCCUCUCGGUUUUCAACAAGAAGGUGAUACCCGGGUGUGUCGGUUGCGAAAGUCGUUAUAUGGGUUGCGUCAGGCAUCCCGGAAUUGGUACCAGAAGUUUACCUUGGCCCUUACUGAGCUGGGCUUCACUGCUUCACGUGCCGAUCACUCACUUUUUAUAUACCGUCAAGGGGACACUUUUGUUGCUGCUCUCAUUUAUGUGGAUGAUGUGGUCCUUACGGGUAACGAUUCAGUUUUCAUUUCCCGUGUGAAGACUUUCUUGGAUUCUCGCUUUAGCAUCAAGGAUCUGGGCCCGUUGAAGUACUUUUUGGGCAUCGAGGUUGCUCGAUCUCCUGAAGGCGUUGUUCUUAGCCAACGUAAAUACACCCUUGACAUUCUGAAGGAUGCUGGUGUCACUGGGGCCCGCCCUAGUCGUUUUCCCAUGGAGCAGAAUCAUACUCUCACUCGGCCGACUGAUCAGAUUAUUCCUGACGUUCGCUCUUAUCGUCGGCUGGUUGGACGUCUGUUAUAUUUGACUGUCACUCGUCCGGACAUUGCUUAUGCUGUAAAUGUGCUUAGCCAGCAUGUUCAUGCUCCUAGCCCGGACCACGUUGCUGCUGCCACGCGUAUACUUCGCUACUUGAAGACCGCACCUGGGCAAGGUUUGUUUUUCCCUUCCUCAGGGUCUCUUACCUUAACGGCUUAUUGUGAUUCUGAUUGGGCAGGUUGUCAGUCGACACGUCGUUCUACCACUGGCUACUACAUUCAGCUAGGCUCUGCCCCGGUUUCUUGGCGCACCAAAAAGCAACGGGUCGUUGCUCGCUCAUCUGUAGAGGCGGAAUAUCGUGCCAUGGCCAGCACCGUUAGUGAAAUCAUCUGGUUACGGCACCUGCUGACAGAGUUAGGCGCUCCGCAGAUGGCCGCUACUCCUCUCUACUGCGAUAACCAGGCAGCUCUACAUAUUUCUGCGAACCCAGUUUUUCAUGAGCGUACGAAGCAUGUGGAGAUGGACUGUUACUUUGUUCGGGAGCGUGUUAUCUCUGGUGAUGUCGAGCCUCGCAAGAUUGCCACUUCGUCCCAGCUCACCGACAUCCUCACCAAAGCUUUGGGCGCGGAACAGUUUCAUUUCCUCUUGUCCAAGCUUGGCAUUCGUGACCUUCAUGCUACAGCUUGAGGGGGAGUAUUGAGAUGAGUAAUUAAUCACAUCGAUUAAUUAUGUGAACCAUUUUGUAAUUUGCCACUUAUGCUAGAGCUGCCCUAGUUCAAUGUCGUUGGGUAUUUAUAAUUGGCUCUAGCAUAAUGGUUUCGUACUUGGAUAAGGCGCAACCACUUUUUGCUGUUGCUUAGUAAACACCAAUCGAGAGCUCUGCUCCCCGUGGAUUAGUCCUGUUCAAUUGAACAGGGAUACCACGUAAAUCGUGCGUCGUUUCCUUUCCGCGUUUUACUUAUUUUCAAUUAACGGUCGAAGAUGGGCAACCAACACCUUGAAAAUAAUCUUGGUAAUACUUCCAAUGAGACUAAUUGGCCUGAAGUCAUUAGUCUCCUCAACCUCUUCUUUUUCGAGAUCAGGCAAAUGAAAGAAUGUGCAACAAAGUGAGGAACCAAUCCUGCUAUGUAAAAUUCAUCGAAAGCUUUGACAAUAUCUCUUUUGAUUAUGCUCCAGCACUUCUUAUAGAAGCAAUGGUGAAACCGUUCGGCCUCGGGCUCUAUUCCCAUCACAAGCUGAUAUUGCAUUCCAUAUUUAUGUUUCUUUGAAUGGCAACGUAACAGUGUGAUUGUCUUCCACCCCAAUCAGCCAUGCUAAAUAGUUGCGAGGGAAGGGUCUGGUAGGGGCAAAUUCUUGAAAUCUUUCCUUAAAACAACCUAUGAAAGCCUCUUAAAACGUUGACUUUCCUUCUACCGUUCGACCAUUCACUUUAAUAUUCUGAAUUUUGUUUCUUUUUUUAUUACUCUUUGCCACAUUGUGGAAGAAAGAUGAGUUUUUGUCUCCCACUUUGAGCCAAAUUUUGCGCAACUUCUAACGCCAAAUAAUCUCUUACAUAAGGACUGUUUUUUCCAACUCACAUUUCAGUAAGCUCUUAUGAACUUGAAUUUCUUCUGAUAACGAUCAAGUUUCUUUCUUAGGUCUCGCCCACACCGUUGGAACUAGGGAUGGCAAUCAAACCCAUGGCCGUGGGUAUCCGACCGCCCCCGACCCAGUCAAUGCGGGGAAUUCCCGCUUUGACCGGGUAUGGGGCGGGUAUGGGUAAAACCCGCAAAAAGUUUGAUGGGUAUGGGGCGGGUAUGGUUUUAGCCUCCCCGCCCCAUACCCAUCCUCAUACCCGCCCCAUCAAGAUAAUUUCUUCAUAUAUAAAAAAAAUAUGUGCAUCAAAUUAUAAUCUAUCAAUGAUGAUGAGGAUAACUUGAGAAAAAUAAAUAGUAGAAAUGCAAUUGAUUGACCACCUUAAUCAAAAUCUAAUUCAUUUCUCUCAAUCCUCAUUUCACUCUUUCACUUUCCCCCUUGUCAACAAAAUUAUGUUAGUUAAUUAUUACUUAGUAGAUGUAUCAGAGUUAGAACAUAAAAAUUUGAAAAAUAUUAUACUCUAUAUUAUGUAUUAAUGGAUAUUUUAGGAUCAUAAUCUUUGAACCAUAUUAAAAAAAAUGACCGUGUUUUAUUGACUUCAUGAUAUAAUAUGUUCGUUUAGAAUUAUAAUUAGAACUUUUCUUGUAAGUUUAAGGUAUAAUAAUGUUGGAUGUACGGGUAUGGGUAUUACCCAUGGGUACCCGAAACCCACGGGUAUGGGGAUGGGUUUGCAAAACAUUCCCCCGCAUGGGUAUGGGGCGGGUAUGGGUUUGGGUAUUUGAAGAUGGGUAUGGGGAUGGUUUAAGCAAACCCGCCCCAAACCCGCCCCAUUGCCAUCCCUAGUUGGAACACCCCAAGUAUAUUUCAAGAUUAAUCGCAAGUGGGAAUCCAAGUAUAAUUUGGCUUCUGAUGAUAUCUAGGAUGCUUUUUUACGAAACAAAACAGAGGACUUCUCCAUGUUCACCUCUUGUUCCGUUAUGUGACUGUAGUCGUUGAUGAUAUUCAUAAUCUUUGUUGCCUCCCACGCAUAGGUUUCCUCAAAAAUCAAUGUAUCAUCGGGAAACAGGCAGUGUGAAAGCUUUAGAGAUCUAACCUUUGAGAGAAUAUGUUGAUGUGGUCCUCUCUAGUGUGAAUCCUUCGAACCAUUUAAGUCCUUCAUCUUCAACGAAGGACUUAUGAUGAUCAUUUCCUCCAAUGCUUCCCUCAACUAGUUUCAUAGGAAAUAAUAACAAUAGCAAAGGAGGUGAAGUUGUCUUCAUAUGUCCUCCCAGUCUCCCACCCAGACGAUAGGAGAUGCAACUAUCCCAUCCAAACCGGGAGUAAUAGCAGAGUUCGAAGGAUACUAAGAACUUCAGAACAGUUACACAUCAACAGAUUCUCUUGAAACGAACAAAAAUCCUGUAAGCCAUUUCAUCCUCUGGAAAUAAAUCUCUCUCAAUCGUCGUUGAACCUUUGGAGAUCUUCCAGGGUUUUUUUUUUUACAAUGGAAAAUCUUGCAUUGCACUAUGAAUGAUCGAUUACAGAGAGGGAAAAUGAACAACAAUGGAAUCACAACCAAACAAAGGCACUUCAGAGCAAACGGUUGACACAAACCGUGCUUGAGAGAUACAUUAAAUAAGAGCAAAACACUUAGUGAAAUCAACCAUCCGAAGGGACCGAACACUUGAUCCAUGAACUAAAAUAUCCAAAAUCUCUCUCGCUUCUGAACCAAACAGAGUAGCAACAAGAUCAAGAUCAACUCAUCCGAUCACACCGAAGUCCAUGGCGAUUGAGCACAGCAAUGGCAUAAGCCGCAUCCUGGGAAAAACUCAAAGGCAUCCAACACAGUGAAUCUCAAAAAUGAAAUUACAUGACGGUGGGAAAUGAUGUGAAACAGAUUGCUCCAAUCUGAAAAAGGCACAUGGAGUCUGACGUAGAGAGGUCAAUCCAUGGAGAGCAGAAGAUCGAAAUCGAGCCACCAAACUCUUACGAAAUACCAAUCAACAGCCAAAACCACCUAGACACCCACCACAAUCCGACCAACGACCACGCAACACUCAGACAGCAAGGGGAGAUCGGAAGGGGAAAUGUAAGGAAUGGCUUCACCAAAAAAAUGAAACCACCAGCCCCGGAACAUCAACCACCAAAGCAGAGCACCACGAGGCUCCCAAGCUGCCAACUCCGUAUCCCAAGAAGAGCAAGCCCCGAACAAGAACCCCAAUCAACGAACGAAGAGCAUAAAGCUCAACAAGAGCGAAAGGUGAAAACUUGAAGGCCAUAUCGGCUGGAAAAGGAAAACACGCCUGCAAUCCGAAGAAAAAUCACCUAGAACGUAGCUAGGAGCAGCAAGAGCAUGAAAGGAAAGGAAAACAAGAAAAAACAGGGGACUUAAGCUGCCGCCGGCGGUGGUUUGUUCAUGUUGGAGAGAAAUUCAAUUAAUCCAUCAUUGCUCAAAAUUGAAAUUGGACCAAAUACAGGUUUCAGGUUUGA
Molecule: messenger RNA, 6863 nt
Organism: Linum trigynum
Lineage: Eukaryota; Viridiplantae; Streptophyta; Magnoliopsida; Malpighiales; Linaceae
Source: the annotation of a GenBank genome assembly